Molecule: messenger RNA, 784 nt
Organism: Carassius auratus (goldfish)
Lineage: Eukaryota; Metazoa; Chordata; Actinopteri; Cypriniformes; Cyprinidae
Product: glycoprotein hormone alpha-2-like
Exons: 4
Coding region: 119-601 (160 amino acids)
Biological process (GO): cell surface receptor signaling pathway
Cellular component (GO): extracellular region
Molecular function (GO): hormone activity; hormone receptor binding
Source: RefSeq, a predicted model, not a curated record
UCCACAUCCACAUGCAGGAGGACACAUUGGUGAGUGGGUGUGACCACGCUGGAAGCUGAGCUCAGUUCUACCUGCACUACAUAUAUGUGCUCUGUCAGAGAGAACUGCACACCUGCACAUGUCCGAGGUCAACAUCUUAUCUGAACACACUUUGGCUUUGAAGCAGGAUCCACAUCUACAGGUGAACAUCACGAUGCUCCGCUGCGUCUCAUCUGAUCUGGCAGUGCUGCUGUUGCCUAUGCUUCUGGUGGGGUUGCUAAUGCCUAUUGGCUGGAGUUUCCCAGCCCUGACUCCUGGCUGCCACCUUUACCCAUUCAACGUGACCAUACGGACGGACAAGCGAGGGACCUGUCGAGGAACUCAGCUGGUGUACGCGUGCGUGGGCUACUGUGAGUCCAGCGCGUUCCCCUCGCGCUACUCUGUGCAGCUGGCCUCCAACUUCACCCGCAACAUGACGUCUGCUUCCCGCUGCUGCACCAUUAGCAAGGAUGCCAAGAUCAAAGUUCGUCUGCACUGUCCUCAAGGCCGUCAUCAUGAUGAUAUCGAGAUCUUGACUGCGCGUGCCUGUCGGUGCAACAUGUGCCACAAAUCCCGUUACUGAGAUCCCACGUAAAGAACGCGUCACUCAUGCUGUACUUGACAACUAACACUGGUGUGUCAAAUAUGCAUUUUUUUUUUUCAUUUGACUUAUAGUUCGGGAUCAGUAGGAUUUUAAGAAAUACUUGAAUUCAGCCAGGAUACAUUGACUUGAUUAAAAGUGACAGUAAAAUCUUUAGUAUUUUUU